Messenger RNA from Panicum hallii, 672 nucleotides. Its product is annotated as SH3 domain-containing protein C23A1.17-like. The record is from RefSeq and is a predicted model, not a curated record. The transcript has 3 exons. Lineage: Eukaryota; Viridiplantae; Streptophyta; Magnoliopsida; Poales; Poaceae. Bases 19 to 672 code for a protein of 217 amino acids.
GGGCUUGUGUAUCCCGGUAUGUCCCAGCUUGAAGGUGUCCAGGUCAGGGCUGAUUGUGCUGUGGUCAAGAUUGACUUACUGCAUGAGUUUGCUAAGAAUAUCAAGCUGGAUGUGCCACCAGAUGACAUGACCACCACUUUGCGGGAUGCAGUUGCGAGAAGGGUUCAGUGGCGGAGAGCUGGUAUUGAUAUUAAUCCAGCAGAUGCAGAUUCAGUACCGACCACUGAACCUCAGCCACAGAGUCCUGCAGUGCCACCGACGUUUUCUGAGCCAUGGCCACAGCUGCCGGAUACAUGGGAAGCGUUACCGGAUCCGCAUCCUCCUGUCCCUACUCAGCCUCAGAUUACCCCCCCUCCACCUGUUCCGACAGAGCCAGCUACCGCUCCCAAGAAGCCAAGCAAGGCUAAUCCUGUGAGGAAGAAGCAGAGUAGGCCGAUGGCGACAAAGCGGGAGAUCUCAGAGGGUAAGAAAAAGGUGGAGCGGAUAAAACACCCGGUUACAAGGGCUUACACUUCUGAGAAUCCAAAGUACAGGGUUGGAAAGUCCUUGCUUAGUGUCCCUGAGCUUCAGACAGCAGGUCAAUAUUGUGUGGACCUGCACAACUACUACAUGCGCAAUGCACAUGCAACAAGAGACAAGGCGUCGAACCGGAAAGAAGUGUGGGUACAUUGA